Messenger RNA from Aureobasidium subglaciale EXF-2481, 1762 nucleotides. RefSeq lists its product as uncharacterized. Gene Ontology annotation, molecular function: FAD binding. The transcript has 4 exons. The record is from RefSeq and is a predicted model, not a curated record. Lineage: Eukaryota; Fungi; Ascomycota; Dothideomycetes; Dothideales; Saccotheciaceae. Gene Ontology annotation, biological process: secondary metabolite biosynthetic process. Bases 464 to 1720 code for a protein of 418 amino acids.
AUUUCCCUCCUCACGCCAGAUGCGGUAGGCACCUCGGCUUUACGACAUCGCCAUCAGCGUCAUAUCACCUUCCGUCGAGUCAAUUCGCGUCUUCCGGCCACGGCUGGAAGCCGUCCAGCUUACGCUCGCAGGCACGAGGCAGCUGGCUCUGUGAGCCCUAGGAACGUUUCCAUCUCCAAAGACAGCAAUUCUGGCAGAGCUCAUCGGGCCAUGCCCGGUGUUGCCCCGCACUCUUAUCACAGCUACCCAAUGAAUCACAGGAUGAUGAUUGUUAAGUAGCAAUCACUUGCUUUAACCACUCUUUGAGAUGUGGCCAGCAGCAAAUACAUCGCAAGACAACAUGAUCGGAAAGACUAUUGAAGACUUACAUAUCGCCAUCGUUGGUAAGCUAUGUUUGUCUCCAAUAGCUCUCGCUGUCAGCUGACAGGCACAAGGCGCCGGAAUUGGUGGCCUGGCUCUUGCCAUGAGCUUGAACAAGAAAGGAGUUUCUUUCACCCUGUAUGAAGGUGCCAAAGAGUACUCAGUCGUUGGUGCGGGUAUAGGCUUCGCUCCCAAUGGAAUGAGAACAAUGGACCUAAUUGAGCCGGAGUUUCGUCCUCUGUAUGAGAAAAUCUGUGUCGGAAACAAGGGCGAAAACAAUCAACACAUCUUCUUCGAGGGCAUGCUCCUGGAGAAAGGCCUAGGUCAAAACCAGCCCUGGUUUGGCAAAUCAGCUUGGGGACAUCCUGACUUUGAUCGCAAAUCUGCACAUCGAAAAGAACUGCUGGAGAUCAUGACGAGCUUCAUUCCUAUCGAGAACGUCAAGUUCAACAAAUAUCUUGAAUCUAUCGAACAGCAUCCUGAUAGGGUCACCCUCAAGUUUACAGAUGGUGAGGUAGCUGAAGCGAGUGUUCUCGCUGGGGCAGAUGGUAUCAAGAGCAUCGUGCGGCAGCACGUCCUCAAACCCUAUUACCCUCAUGAAGCAGCGCCUGUAUACGCAGAUGCAUACUGCUAUCGCGCCGUCAUCCCGAUGUCUGAGGCCUACCCGAUUCUUGGUCAUCUUACCGACGUCGCAAAGUUCUACUUUGGCCACAAGAAAAGUGUCAUCACGUAUCGCAUCACUGGCGGCGAAGAGUUCAACUUCCUGUUCUGCGUAGCUGCUUCAGAGCCUUGGAAAUUGGAGAAGGCCGUGACUGAGAAGACCACACACGAAGCUAUGAUGGCCGACUUUGAAGGUGCGGAUGUAGACCCCCGUUUCCGUCAACUUCUUGCAAAAGCGCAACCUGUCAAAUGGGGCUUCUUUCACCACUGGCGUACAUCAACAUACUAUCGCGAUCGCGUUGUCCUAUUAGGCGACAGCGCUCAUGCCUCUCUACCAUUUCAAGCUGCCGGUGCUGCUCAAGGGCUGGAGGACGCACUAGUGUUGUCGAACGUGCUUGCGAAGCUCGCCGAAAUGCAAGAGACUCCCGCCAAAAUGACACCAUACAUCCAAGCAGGUCUCGACGCGUAUGACGCAGUGCGACGACCAAGAGCUCAAAAGCAACUGGAGCAGGCCGCUGAGGUUGGUCGCAUGAUCUUCUUCGAUCAUGAGGAGGUAGGCUCUGACAUGAACAAGAUUUUGCCGAAGCUCCAACAGGGCCGAUUUGACUGGCUGUGGUUCCACGACAUGAACGAAGACGUCAACAAGGCCCUUGAGUGGACGAAAAAGAAGAGUCAUGAGCGAUUGCAGGUAGCGAAUUGAUUCAUAGUCACGACAAGUAUGCACAUACGUUCUACAUCCGGC